UAACACGUCCUGCCAGCUGAUUGGAGGUAGAGAAGACGUGUACUUUCUCCACUGAAUCCAUUUGGAGCCUUUAUUCGCGUCUCCCGGCGUUUACAUCGCUGUAUUUCGCCCGCUUUGUUUGGCGUUAUCCGUCCGAAUCAUGACGACGGUGGAGGAGCUGAAGUUGCGGGUGAGAGAGUUGGAGAACGAGCUGAUCAAAUGCAAGCAGAAGCAGGGUGCUGCCGAGGAUGCGCACAGCCAGGCACUAAACAGACCCAAAAUUGACAAAAUGAGCUCCGAAGUGGUGGAUUCCAACCCGUACAGCCGCCUGAUGGCUUUAAAGAGGAUGGGCAUCGUGGAGGAUUAUGAGAAAAUCCGGAGCUACACGGUGGCCGUGGUCGGAGUGGGCGGGGUCGGCAGCGUGACGGCUGAAAUGCUCACUAGAUGUGGCAUCGGUAAGCUGCUCCUCUUUGACUACGAUAAAGUGGAGCUGGCCAACAUGAACAGACUGUUCUUCCAGCCUCACCAGGCGGGCCUCAGUAAGGUGGAAGCAGCCGAACACACGCUCAGAAACAUCAACCCAGACGUGUCCUUUGAGACCCACAACUACAACAUCACCACGAUGCAGAAUUUUACACAUUUCAUGGAUCGAGUCAGACACGGCGGCUUAGAAGAGGGAAAGCCAGUGGAUUUGGUGCUGAGCUGCGUGGACAACUUCGAGGCCAGAAUGGCCAUCAAUGCAGCCUGUAAUGAACUCGGCCAGAUCUGGAUGGAGUCUGGAGUCAGUGAGAACGCCGUGUCAGGACACAUUCAGCUCAUCAUUCCUGGAGAGACGGCCUGCUUCGCUUGUGCACCUCCGCUGGUGGUGGCAGCAAACAUCGAUGAGAAGACCCUGAAACGGGAGGGUGUGUGUGCUGCCAGCUUACCAACAACAAUGGGCGUGGUGGCCGGACUCCUGGUGCAAAACGUUCUCAAGUACCUGCUGAAGUUUGGUACUGUCAGUUAUUACCUGGGUUACAACGCCAUGCAGGACUUCUUCCCGUCCAUGUCAAUGAAAGCCAACCCCCAGUGCAACGACCGCCACUGCAGGAGGCAGCAGGAGGAGUUCCAGAAGAAAGAAGCCGAGCGACCAAAAGUGGAAGUUGUGGAGGAGGAGGAGGAGGAGGCGGUCGUACAUGAAGACAACGAUUGGGGGAUUGAACUGGUGUCAGAGGUCAGCGACGCAGAGUUGAAGGCCGCGUCAGGAAAAACGCCCGACCUCCCAGAAGGCAUCACUGUGGCUUAUACCAUUCCAGCUGAGAAUCAGGCGGGUGAGGAUACAGUGGAGGACACCGAGCAGAGUCUAGAAGAACUAAUGGCCCAGAUGAGUAAGAUGUAGACAGUCAGAAGACACAAAAUCUGCAACGAGACGCACUUCCUGUCACAUGACUGUACCAACACCCUCUUUUAUAACAUUGUUACAAAAAGCCUGUUGAUAUAAAAUUGUCAAUCAGUGAAUGUCUUGCUCUAACAGCUUCAGAAGGGAAAUGCAUGACAGGUGCUGCUAACAGUAUUUCUUACUC
This is a messenger RNA of Salarias fasciatus (jewelled blenny), 1541 nucleotides long. It is a transcript of the gene uba5, whose product is annotated as ubiquitin-like modifier activating enzyme 5. NCBI's taxonomy places the organism in Eukaryota, Metazoa, Chordata, Actinopteri, Blenniiformes, Blenniidae. The transcript is spliced from 12 exons. Gene Ontology annotation, molecular function: UFM1 activating enzyme activity. Gene Ontology annotation, biological process: protein ufmylation. Gene Ontology annotation, cellular component: cytoplasm; cytosol. The coding region runs from base 140 to 1357 and encodes 405 amino acids. The record is from RefSeq and is a predicted model, not a curated record.